UUUCAAAAAAAAUUGUUGUUUAAUUUUGAACCUUGCUGGGUGGUGCAGAAUGAGGAGCAGAAAACCGAAUGAUUCUUUGCGACUUAUUUUGACAACUUUCAUUGGAAUUAUUAUUGGAUUUAUAGUUGGUGUUUGUAUUUCACUCUUUUCAGUUUCUAAGAUAAAUCCAGUCAUGAACUGCCUUCCUUUGGCAAUUCGGCCCUUUUCUGUACAACAACUGAGCGAUGGUGUUAAACAAAAUCAAGUGUUAAAUGAUACAACAAAGAUACCAAAAUGGAUCCAAUCACAUCCCAGAGGAGCAGAGAGACUACCGCCAGGGAUAGUUGCAUCUACAUCUGACCUCUAUCUCCGUAGACUAUGGGGUCUUCCUAGUGAGGAUCUGAAAAGCAAACCUAAGUAUCUUGUAACCUUCACAGUUGGUAUAGAUAUGAGGGAAAACAUUGACAAAGCCGUUAAAAAGUUCUCAGAAAACUUCACUAUUCUGCUCUUCCAUUACGAUGGUAAGACAACUGAGUGGGAUCAAUUUGAGUGGUCAAAACGCGCCAUCCAUGUUAGUGCCCGAAAACAGGCGAAAUGGUGGUAUGCAAAACGGUUUCUACAUCCUGACAUUGUAGCACCAUAUGAUUACAUCUUUAUCUGGGAUGAAGAUUUGGGAGUUGAGAAUUUUGAUUCUGAAAAAUACGUUGAAUUGGUUAAGAAACACGGUUUGGAGAUUUCGCAACCUGGUGUUGAUCCUAAGAGUCCAUUUACAUGGCCGAUAACAAGGAAAAAAAAUGACAGUGAAGUUCACAAGGAAACAGAGGAGAAACCAGAAUGGUGCAAAGACCCACAUCUACCCCCUUGUGCCGCAUUUGUAGAGAUUAUGGCACCAGUGUUUUCUCGAGAAGCAUGGCGUUGCGUUUGGCAUAUGCUUCAGAAUGACUUGGUCCAUGGAUGGGGCAUCGACUUUGCCCUUCGAAAUUGUGUAGAGCCUGCAUACGAGAAAAUAGGAGUUGUAGAUUCUCAAUGGAUUUUUCAUAAACGUGUUCCAUCACUCGGUAACCAGGGCGAAUCAGCAGACGGGGUUUCUCCUUGGCAAGGGGUGAAGAAAAGAUGUGAAACAGAAUUGAAGAUGUUUAAGAGCCGGAUUCACAAUGCCGAGAAGGCACAUCAGAAGGAAAUCGGAAGCUCCACAUAAGUCCCGGUAAAUGGCGAAAUUUUGUGGAGGAGUUGCUAUUAAGCAAAGGAAAUUUAUAGGGCAAAUGAUUGAAACAUAAGAUAUAGUUGUACGGUUGUACCAAAUUGUAGGUCUAUAUUGGUGAUAACAGGCAACAAUUUUGUCCAUAGGGCUCUGGUAUUUUUGAGGGGUUGACAAUGUUCUUUGUCAAAUGUGUAUAAUUAAACAAUUUUUAAGGGGAGAUAUGUAAUUUUUACUUGCAUAGUUAUACAUUUACAUGACAUU
Molecule: messenger RNA, 1441 nt
Organism: Spinacia oleracea (spinach)
Lineage: Eukaryota; Viridiplantae; Streptophyta; Magnoliopsida; Caryophyllales; Amaranthaceae
Exons: 13
Coding region: 50-1177 (375 amino acids)
Source: RefSeq, a predicted model, not a curated record